AGGUGGAGCUAGAGACCGCCGGGGGUGGAGUUUGUAGGGAGAAGGCGCUGCGGCCAUUUUGUUGGGUGUUUGUCGCAGCGGCUGGAGAGAGGGUACGGCGGUUUGGCAACAUUUCUCGGCCAGACGGCCUUUUGCUUUUGCAGAGAUGCGGCAUUCCAAAAGAACUCACUGCCCUCAUUGGGAUGAUAGAGAAAGCUGGGGACAUGAAAGCUACAGUGGAAGUCACAAACGGCAGAGGAGAUCGCACAGUAGUACGCAAGAGAACAGACAUUGUAAACCACAUCACCAGUUUAAAGAAUCUGAUUGUCACUAUUUAGAAGCAAGGUCCUUGAAUGAGAGAGAUUAUCGGGACCGAAGAUAUGUUGAUGAAUACAGAAACGACUACUGCGAAAGAUACAUUCCUAGACAUUAUCACAGAGACAUUGAAAGCAGUUACCGAAUCCACUGCAGUAAAUCUUCAGUCCGGAGCGGGAGAAGCAGUCCCAAAAGGAGGCAUAAUAGACACUGUUCAAGUCAUCAGUCGUGUUCGAAGAGCCACCGAAGGAAAAGACCCAGGAGUAUAGAGGAUGAUGAGGAGGGUCACCUGAUCUGUCAAAGUGGAGACGUUCUAAGAGCAAGAUAUGAAAUCGUGGACACUUUGGGUGAAGGGGCCUUUGGCAAAGUUGUAGAGUGCAUUGAUCAUGGCAUGGAUGGCAUUCAUGUAGCAGUGAAAAUCGUAAAAAAUGUAGGUCGAUACCGUGAAGCAGCUCGUUCAGAAAUCCAAGUAUUGGAGCAUUUAAAUACUACUGAUCCCAAUAGUGUCUUCCGAUGUGUCCAGAUGCUAGAGUGGUUUGAUCAUCAUGGUCAUGUUUGUAUUGUGUUCGAACUGCUGGGACUUAGUACCUAUGAUUUCAUUAAAGAAAAUAGUUUUCUGCCAUUUCAAAUUGACCAUAUCAGGCAGAUGGCGUAUCAGAUCUGCCAGUCAAUAAAUUUUUUGCAUCAUAAUAAAUUAACUCAUACAGAUCUGAAGCCUGAAAAUAUUUUAUUUGUGAAGUCUGAUUAUGUAGUCAAGUAUAAUUCAAAAAUGAAACGUGAUGAACGCACACUGAAAAACACAGAUAUCAAAGUUGUUGACUUUGGAAGUGCAACAUACGAUGAUGAACAUCAUAGUACUUUGGUAUCUACACGGCAUUACAGAGCUCCAGAGGUCAUUUUGGCUUUAGGUUGGUCUCAGCCUUGUGAUGUUUGGAGCAUAGGUUGCAUUCUUAUUGAAUAUUACCUUGGUUUCACAGUCUUUCAGACUCAUGAUAGUAAAGAGCACCUGGCAAUGAUGGAACGAAUAUUAGGGCCCAUACCAACACACAUGAUUCAGAAAACAAGAAAACGGAAGUAUUUUCACCAUAACCAGCUAGAUUGGGAUGAACAUAGUUCUGCUGGUAGAUAUGUUAGGAGACGCUGCAAACCAUUAAAGGAAUUUAUGCUUUGUCAUGAUGAAGAACAUGAGAAAUUGUUUGACCUGGUUCGAAGAAUGCUAGAAUAUGAUCCAGUGAAAAGAAUUACCUUAGAUGAAGCAUUGCAGCAUCCUUUCUUUGACUUAUUAAAAAAGAAAUGAAAUGGAAAUCAGUGGUCUUACUGUAUACUUCUCUAGAAGAGAUUACUUAAGACUGUGUCAGUCAACUCUAAAUAAACAUUCUAAUAUUUUUGUAAACAUUAAAUUAUUUUGUACAGUUAAGUGUAAAUACUGUAUAUUUUGUAUCAUAAUUGUUAACUAUAGUCUUGAUAAUGAAAUGUAAAUUUAAUUUUUCUUUUUGAAAUUAAUUACAAUUUUUAAAUACCUUUGGAAUAUCCUUUGUGUCCAGUGAUAAAUGUGAUUGAUCGCUUGUCUUUUGUACAUGGAGGUUGACUAUUUGAAGUGAUUUUUUUUGAGUAAAAGGAAAUCUCAACUACUUUAUUCUUACUGAAUAUUCUUUAUAUACCUCAAAUUCAGAACUUUUCUUAACUUUAAAAGUUUUUUUUCUGGAAUCGUUGAACAAGUAAUAAGUAUUAUUAACUAUGUAGGCAGGCAUUGGAAACCAGAACCCUUAGGAAAUGUUUACUUUUGAGAUUACAUUAAAUUUUAAGUAUUUGUGUUCUCUCUUGUCAGGUGAUAUAUCGGUAGUAAAUAGCAUUCAUGAAAAGGCAUCCAGUUUGUCUCUCAUACGACAGGUUGUUUAAUAAAACCACAUACACACUUCAUUUAAGAUUAAAGUCUAAUUAGAAAGUCAGCUUGAAAAGUUCUGUUUUCUAAGAGCUAUUUAGUGAGUCACAAACAUGGAAAUAGGAAUUCUGAUGACUGAGGUUCUAGUUUUUAAUGCCAAAUCUUGAGUCUUGAAAAUGUCUUGUACCUGUUUCCUUAUCAAAUGGAGUAAAUAAAUAUUUAACUCUCAGCCUA
This is a messenger RNA of Pteropus alecto (black flying fox), 2410 nucleotides long. RefSeq names its product CDC like kinase 4 (gene CLK4). Gene Ontology annotation, cellular component: nucleus. Gene Ontology annotation, molecular function: ATP binding; protein tyrosine kinase activity. Gene Ontology annotation, biological process: protein phosphorylation; regulation of RNA splicing. The transcript has 13 exons. Lineage: Eukaryota; Metazoa; Chordata; Mammalia; Chiroptera; Pteropodidae. The record is from RefSeq and is a predicted model, not a curated record. Bases 146 to 1591 code for a protein of 481 amino acids.